AUGUUAAGUAAAUCUUCAAAAGCCUCAUUGGUAUGGACACUUAGUAGCAAAAGUUCUUCUAGAAAUGACAGGAACUCGUGGCAUUAUCAAAGGUUUCCAUGGAAAAGAGCAACAUAUUUAAGAAGCUUCAUUCAUAAUUCUGCUUCAAGCUUCAAUAGUGGUUCCUUAUCUGCAGCCAGCAAGAAAUUGCUUCUAUUGAGAAAGAGGGAUAAUGUAUACACCAGGUCAACCCGUGGGUUUUCUCUUUGGAAAUCCAAAGUUUUAGGCGUUGGUGGGUCUAGUUUAAAAUGGUCAAAAUCCAUUGAGAAGCACUCAAAGAAAGCUAAUGAGGAAGCUACACUUGUUGUUGCUGUUGUUGAGAGGAAGAAGAGAGAAAAGAAAAAAUCAGCUCGUAGUGGUUCUCAGACAAAGAGAGAACGAAUUUUUCGUGUUGGUUCAGUUCGCUACAGAAUGGAUCCUUCCAGGCGGACAAUUCAGAGGAUUUCAGAUGAUGAGUCCCUGUCCUCUGCCUCAACCAGUUCAGGUUCAGGUUUGGUUUCUAAAAGAGGUUACAUUCCAAGGAGAUUAGUGAUUGGAAAUGAUGAGUACUGUUCUUUUUCAUUGAGUUCUUCAACAUCUUUUGUAUCAGUGUCAAAAUUUGUUGUCUUUUUCUAA
This is a messenger RNA of Lathyrus sativus (Indian pea), 654 nucleotides long. NCBI's taxonomy places the organism in Eukaryota, Viridiplantae, Streptophyta, Magnoliopsida, Fabales, Fabaceae. The record is from the annotation of a GenBank genome assembly.